AUGAAUGAACAUGCUUCUCAAGCACUCACAAAUUUAUCAUCCCUAACUUUUAAUGGUCAUAGUAAGGUUGGAGAUGAGAUUCCAAAAGCCAUUGCGAAAAGCUCAUUUAAACAAUUGAAAAGCUUGAUUUUAAACAAUAAUAGAGGAAUAACAUCAGAGGAAAUUUCACUCUUGGUGAGUAGUGAGGUUGUCACGAAUUUAACACGAUUACAUUUAAGUGGAUGUGAAAUCUCAGGUGAAGGAGUCAAGGCCAUUGCAAACAGUACAAAAUUAACCCAACUUACUUCUUUGAAUUUAAAUGGUACACGAAUCAAUGAACAUUACUGCAAAGUGCUGUCCAAUUCAUCGGUGAUUUCCAAAAUGAAAUAUUUUAGUGUUUCACGGAACCAUCUCGGUCCUGUUGGUGCAAAACACUUAUUUGACUCUCAAUACCUUUCAAAUGUGACAACACUCGAUAUAAGUGAAAAUGAUGGUGGAGGCGAAAUGAUACAAAGUUUUUCCAGCUGUUCCAACCUUCCAAAUCUGAUGAACUUGGACGCUCAUGAAAACAACGUUAGAGCUUUAGGUGUGGAAUAUUUAUGUAAAUCAUCGCAUCGCUUUCCCAAGUUAAAGAAAUUGAUUAUUGGUUUGAAUAAGUUUGUCAAGCAAGGAGCUCUUGAAUUGAUUCGAUCCUUUCCACACUUGACAAUUCUCAAUGUUUACUUGCACCCAGGUUAUUGUACAUGUACACAUUCGGACAUUACAGAGCUUAAAAAGAUUGCUGAAACAUCGAUCAUUAAGCAAGUUUAUUUAGAUGUCUUGAACGGAGGGGAAGAAGAAUUUAGCGUUUUCUUUACCGGACUUUAA
Molecule: messenger RNA, 846 nt
Organism: Naegleria fowleri
Lineage: Eukaryota; Heterolobosea; Eutetramitea; Acrasida; Naegleriidae
Exons: 2
Coding region: 1-846 (281 amino acids)
Biological process (GO): activation of GTPase activity; nucleocytoplasmic transport
Cellular component (GO): perinuclear region of cytoplasm; cytosol; nucleus
Molecular function (GO): GTPase activator activity; small GTPase binding
Source: RefSeq, a predicted model, not a curated record